CGAGGAAGCGAUGAACGCAGCUCAGUGUUUAGCAGAAAAGCUGCUGUUCACACUGGAUGGACGCAGAGCAACAUAACAGCGGCUGUGAUAGAAAAAUACCGAACUGAGGUUCAUGCUUGGGAGGUAGAGCCUCCCACACUGCAGGAGGGAGGAGGUGUGUGUGGAAAAAGCCUGAGCGGUGACGUAGAAGUGAUGGGUCCAAGGAGGAAGGCCUCUAAACUCCAGGCUAUAGGGGGCGGCAGCAGUGGAGGGGAACUGGUCCAGAGUCCCAGUGAGCCCAAGGACUACAUCAAUGAGCUGUCCCAUGAAGUCCUCUGUCAUAUUUUCAGGUACCUUCCCAUGAAGGACAUCAUGUGUAUGGAGAGUCUGUCCAGAAAGCUCAGAGAAGCUGUCACUUUGUACCUGCGAGUGGUCAAAGUAGUGGAUCUAUGUGCUGGUCGCUGGUGGGAGUACAUGCCUUCAGGCUUUACAGACAGCAGCUUUCUUCUCCUUUUGAAGAAGAUGCCAGAUUUGGAACAGCUAUACGGUCUCCACCCUCGAUACCUGGAGAGGAGACGAAUCCGAGGCUAUGAGGCUUUCAGUAUACCUGGAGUCCUGGAGGCACUGCAAGCCUGUCCCAAUCUGCUGGGUGUGGAGACGUCUCACCUGGAGCUGGUGGAAGCCAUAUGGAACUACAUGCCUCAGGUUCACAUACUUGGAAAAUUCCGCAACCGCAAUGGAGCUUUUCCCAUUCCUGCAGAAAACAAACUGACCAUCCCCAUCACUGCAAAGAUCCAGACCCUACAUCUAGUGGGUGUGAAUGUCCCAGAGAUCCCCUGUGUGUCCAUGCUGCGCCACCUUUACCUGAAGUGGGUCCGUCUCACCAAACCGCAGCCGUUUAAGGACUUUCUGUGCGUGAGCCUGAGAACCUUCGUCAUGCGGAACUGCGCCGGGCCAACCAACUCUCUCAAAUACGUCCCCUUGGUUACUGGUUUAGCGUCGGCCCGGAACCUGGAGCAGCUUGAGCUGGUGAGAGUUCCUUUUCUGGGAGGGCUGAUCCAGCAUGUGGUGGAGGACAGCUGGAGGUCAGGAGGAUUUCGGAACCUCCACACCAUCGUGUUCGGAGCCUGUAAGAACGCUCUGGAAGUGGAUCUGGGCUACCUCAUCAUCACUGCUGCUCGCAGGCUUCAUGAGCUGCGUAUCCAGCCUUCACUGACUAAAGACGGAGUCUUCUCAGCUCUCAAAAUGGCCGAACUAGAGUUUCCUCAGUUUGAGACUCUUCAUCUGGGAUACGUGGACGAGUUCCUGCUGCAGUGCAAGAUGAGUCAUUCGGAGCUGGUGAAGUACGGUCUGGCAGAUGUCAUCGAGAACCCGGGCAUCAUCACGGAUAUUGGCAUGAAGGUGGUGAACGAGGUGUUCACUAAUAUUAAAUACCUGCUCAUCUACAACUGUCCUCACCUGCAUAACCCUCACCACUGGAUCACAGAUCAGUCCAGAUGGAGCCGUCUUGUGGACCUCACUCUUGUCCGCUGUCAUGCUGUCAAACUGGAGUCCUUCUCCCAGUUCAUAGAGUUACUGCCCAGUCUGGAGUUUAUCUGUCUGGACCAGAUGUUCAGAGAACCACCCAAGGGCUGUGCCAGGGUGGGCCUGAGCGCAGGGACCGGUAUCGGCGUUUCCUCCGCACUGGUCAGCAACCAGAACUCCAACAACGACAACGACAACAACAACAACCAUCACCACCACCACAACAACAACGAGGCCAACCUUCCCCCUGCUCCGCCACCUGUCAACAACAACCAAAGACGUCAGCAGCAACAGCAGCAGCAGCAACAGCAGCAGCAACAGCAUCAUAAUGCACCCGUUGAAGUAAAUGGAAUGGAAGAUGAGGAAGAAGAGGAGGAGGAGGAGGAGGUGAUCCUGGAGGAUGAGAACAUGGAGGCUGAGCCUCAGAUAGAGCUGAAAAGAGCAGAUGGGGAGCUGAGAGCGGGAGAAUCCGACAUGGCUCCGGGGGCCAGUCGCUCAGCCGGAGCACCACAUCCUCCAGAUGAGGAGCAAGCAGGUCCCAGCGGUGUAGUCCAGCAGUGCAGACCAGCUAACGCCGUUGUCCCCAAACCCCCUCUGGUUAUCUCAGACUCGGACAGCGAGGAAGAGGAAGGCCUUGUUUCCAGACUAAUGCCAGCUUCCUCUGUGCAGCAGCCGUCUUCCUGUUCUGAAGGUAAAGGGAAGACUCCUCUGCGGCGGAGCAACCACGUGGCCGUCGCGGUGGCUGUCUCUUCGGAUCAGACGAAGGCUCAGGUGUCCGACAGCUGUGAGAAGAGCUGUCAGGUGACCAGCGAACAGAUCAAGGCAGAUAUGAAGGCUGCUGUUGAGAACAGCAGGAGGACUAGCAGCAAAGGAAUUACUACUGAGGCUGGGGAGACCAUUGCGAGGCCAGGGUCCGAUACCGGGACGGUACAGGGCGCUGGGAGUGCCGGGGCAGCGGCGAGGACCGGAGUGAGGCCGGUUACUGGAUCUGUGGUCAGGACUGGAGCUGGGGUACCUGCGUGCAGGCAGGCGGGUGGAUGUGGGAGGGUGGUGACGGGAACCGCCCGCAGGACAACUACAACCACUGACAGAGCUACAGGAACCGGCAGGACUAAUGAUAGCACAGAGGGCCCCUCUGGAGCACAUGCUGGAGACAGUUACACAAGAGAGGGAGGGGUGAGGCUAGUGAGUUCUAGUCCUGCCUGUGUGGACGGUCCUGAGUCCAGAGGUGCCGCAGUUAACCAUGCUUCCAGGAGACAAGCGCUGCUGGCUGGACAGGGGGAGAGACAACCUGCCCCGGCUACAGGUUCAGGUUCACAGCAUGGUCAGGCCAGAGACGAGGACUUUGUUCCCAGACGACCUUUGACCCGAUCUUGCACCCGUAUGUCCUCGGUGCCCCUGGUACCGGAGACAGAUCUUUCAAGAGCCAGGUCUCGAGUCGCAGUGAGGAGGAAACGAAUGGCUGACAAAUCAACCAGCACCUCAGACCCGGUCACUGAGGAUGACCACGUACAGAUUUUGUCUCUGAAGAGUAAGAACCUGGUUGGCAUCACUCUGACCAACUGUGGAAUCACUGACCUGGUCCUCAAAGACUGUCCCAAGAUGAUGUUCAUUCAUGCCACCAGAUGUCGUGUGUUGAAGCAGCUGAGAGUGGAAAGCGCCCCCAUAGUGAACAGGUUUGAUUACGCUCAGUGUAAGAAGCUGGACAUGGAACAGGUCCUGGAUCAGAUUUUGAGAAUGCCUCCCGAGAGGAACCGCAUCAUCUACAUGCGCCCUAUGCACCAGAUUGACUCAGUAUCUUUGGAGCGUCAGCUCUUCCAGGGGCCCUAUCCUUACCACAUCGCUAUAGUGCACGAGUUCAGCAACCCGCCAAACAUACGGAACAAGGUUCGCAUUCGCAGCUGGAUGGACACCAUCGCCAACAUCAGCCAAGAGUUAAUCAAGUAUGAGUUCUUCCCAGAGGCCACCAGGACAGAAGAGGAUGUCCAGAAGUAUCCCAGAUACCCCUGGGGCAGGGACAUCUAUACGCUGGAGGGAGUGGUGGACGGGGCUCCCUACAGCAUGAUAACUGACUUCCCCUGGCUGAGGACUCUGAGAGCAGCCGAUCCCAAUAGCUACGCCCGCUAUGACUUUGAGGACGAUGAAAGCACUACCAUCUACGCGCCGCGCCGCAAAGGCCAGCUGUCAGCCGACAUCUGCAUGGAGACCAUCGGGGAGGAGAUCUCAGAGCGACGACAGAGCAAAAGAGGAGUGUUUCAGAGAGUGGUGGUCCUCUUCCUUCAUCACUGUGACACACCGGGAGAACCUGUGGAUGAUGACUACAUCUAGACGGCACGCAAAACACUGUGCCCCCCCCCCCCCCCCCGGUCGUAUCCACACGCAGUCUGUGAAACGCUGUCAGAGAUAUAUGACAGUCUGUCCGUUUUGCUGUGGGAGUCUGCAGGUCAGAGCUGUGUCCUCUCACACACACUGCCACGCACACGUUAGCUCCCGAGACGAGACUAGCUCCAUGGAGAAUGGAAUCAGUACAGUGGGAAGCCACUGGGGGGCGCUGCUAAACUUGAAUUGGACAGAACAGAAGUGGCCAUCACGUUGAAGGCACUUUGCAAAAAAAAAAAAAAAAAAAAAACUCUUCCAAAGAAUGUACACUGGCUUCAGUCCGUUUUCAGGCUGUUCAGCUUGGCGGGGGGAAAGAGAAGGGGAUGAUCUGUGGGGGAAGAUUUGUGGACGUUCUGGGAUGAUGUUGAUUUUCUCCUUAUUUGAGUAAAAAAAAAAAGAAAAUGUUGAGGUGGUGGAAAUGACAACUGAUGUCCAUUUUCAUUUGCCUGUGCUCCUGUGUGUGUUCAGCAGCCUUUCUUCUUCUUCUUCUUUUUUUUUUUCCCCCCACGCCGCCACUGACGACACUUGAUCUGAUCUCUCUCACCUGUCCACCUCCCACUGCUUGCCUACCUCUGCUCCACACGUGACGUCACGCUCACUGACACGCAAACUAAGAAAGCCUUUUAAUUCACUUUUUAAGUUUUCCUUUGGAGUUUAUUAUUAUUAUUAUUAUUUUUAUCUUUCAACAUACACAAGUCUACAGACUUUGCCACCAUCAUCUCCGUCUUUAUCAUCAUCGUCAGCAUCGUUAGUGGGAGCUGCUUAACAUUGCUGUGUCACGGUAACACUACAUGUAUGGUGCUCGUGCUGCUCGUGCACGUAAUCAGCUUUAUUUAGUCCUUCCGACUCUUGUUUUUGAUCAGUGAACGAGGAGCAGGAGCAUGUGGAGAAUCAGAUGUGAGUUCUGAGAUGAGUCUGGGGUUUUUUUUUGGAAUUGUGACUUUUUCAUUAUUCAGAGUUUUGUUUUUUUUUUCGCCAUGGAGCGAAAUCAGACAGCUUGAUAUAAAAGUGUGUAUAUUUCCACAGAUGGAGAUGCUCCUGUUUCUAAAAGUGAAUGACUCUUGUCUAAAAGGAACUGAACCAUCAAACUGUUUAAAGCCUUUUUUUUUUUUUUUUUUUUUUUUAAAA
Molecule: messenger RNA, 5010 nt
Organism: Toxotes jaculatrix (banded archerfish)
Lineage: Eukaryota; Metazoa; Chordata; Actinopteri; Toxotidae
Gene: fbxo38
Product: F-box protein 38
Exons: 21
Coding region: 193-3831 (1212 amino acids)
Biological process (GO): SCF-dependent proteasomal ubiquitin-dependent protein catabolic process; protein K48-linked ubiquitination
Cellular component (GO): cytoplasm; nucleus
Molecular function (GO): protein binding
Source: RefSeq, a predicted model, not a curated record